AUGAAACUUGUAAACUUUCUGAAAAAACUUAAAAAUGAACAGGUUACUGUAGAGCUGAAAAACGGCACAACUGUUUGGGGAACUUUGCAAACGGUAUCUCCCCAAAUGAAUGCUACCUUAACAGACGUGCAAUUGACUUUGCCGAAUAAGCGGGCAAAUUCAGAGGGAAAUGCGCUGGCAAGCGUGUACCUUGCGAAUGGGGAAUUGAGCACGGAUACUUCAACGAAUACUACUACUACUUCACUGCAGUACAUAAAUGUUCGGGGAAAUACCAUCAGGCAGAUCAUACUGCCAGAUUCACUGAACCUAGAUUCGCUUUUAGUGGACGAGAAACAGUUGAACAAGUUAAGAAAAUCGGGCAAGGUAAGUAAUGACCUGAGUAGGAAAAGAAGAGGAGAUUUCGGUAAUGGCUCGAAUAAGAGAAUUAGAAGAGGCGUGUAA
Zygotorulaspora mrakii is the source of this 441-nucleotide messenger RNA. It is a transcript of the gene SMD1, whose product is annotated as mRNA splicing protein SMD1. The record is from RefSeq and is a predicted model, not a curated record. The transcript has a single exon. Gene Ontology annotation, molecular function: RNA binding. Gene Ontology annotation, biological process: spliceosomal snRNP assembly; RNA processing. Gene Ontology annotation, cellular component: U12-type spliceosomal complex; U2 snRNP; commitment complex. NCBI's taxonomy places the organism in Eukaryota, Fungi, Ascomycota, Saccharomycetes, Saccharomycetales, Saccharomycetaceae. Bases 1 to 441 code for a protein of 146 amino acids.